Molecule: messenger RNA, 781 nt
Organism: Pyrus x bretschneideri (Chinese white pear)
Lineage: Eukaryota; Viridiplantae; Streptophyta; Magnoliopsida; Rosales; Rosaceae
Product: peptidyl-prolyl cis-trans isomerase FKBP15-2
Exons: 6
Coding region: 109-528 (139 amino acids)
Biological process (GO): protein peptidyl-prolyl isomerization
Molecular function (GO): peptidyl-prolyl cis-trans isomerase activity
Source: RefSeq, a predicted model, not a curated record
AUCCUGGAUUUGAGACCCGUUUAAAACCCGAGACCCACCGAAAAAGCACUCGGACACACUCAGACUGCCCGAGAGAGAUCGCAAAAAAUUAGCACCGCUGCUGCUGCAAUGAGGGCCGUCGCCAUCCUCUUCUUCUUCCUGUCCCUCUCCAGCUCCGUUUUUGCGGACAAGGAGGUCAAAGAGUUACAGAUUGGCGUCAAGUAUAAGCCGGAAACUUGUGAACUUAAGGCUCGUAAAGGUGAUACAGUCAGGGUACACUAUCGGGGGAAACUCACUGAUGGAACUGUAUUUGAUUCUAGUUUUGAAAGAGGCGAUCCAAUCUCUUUUGAGCUUGGCACUGGUCAAGUUAUAAAAGGAUGGGACCAAGGAUUGUUGGGAACGUGCGUAGGUGAGAAGCGUAAGUUGAAGAUACCUGCAAAACUAGGUUAUGGGGAGCAAGGUUCUCCACCAACCAUCCCAGGUGGUGCAACACUGAUAUUCGAGACCGAGCUGGUGGAAAUUCUGGGAAAAAAUUCAGAAGAGCUGUAGUUGGGGAAUGAUUCCGUUCUUAGUUUUCUUCAAGAAGUUUCUUGUAUCCACAACCCAGUGGAGCCAAAACCUUAUUUUCCUUUGUAUCUUUACUAGACUACACUACAUUCUAGUGUACUUUUUUAACUUUGUAAUCAGCGUCGAUUGUCUGUGGCUUCACAUUGACCAAAAAAUAGUGGCUUCACUUGUCAUGUCAUGAUACGGUUAAAAUUGUUAAUGUUCGUGCAAGCUUCGGCGAGUUUUUUUUCUUUCA